UUGUGGGCCACAGGAUCAAGCAUUGUUUGAGUGGACACAUUGCUUUGUGCUCUGAUCCUCUAGCGUUGGCCAUGUCCAUGCCCACUGAGGGCACCCCACCACCCCUAAAUGGUACCCCCAUCCCAGUUCCAGCUUACUUCCGACAUGCAGAGCCUGGUUUCUCCCUCAAAAGACCUGGGGGCCUCAGCCGGAGCCUUCCACCUCGGCCCCCUGCUAAGGGUAGUAUCCCUGUCAGCCGUCUGUUCCCCCCUCGGACACCAGGCUGGCACCAGCCCCAGCCCCGGAGGGUGUCUUUCCUGUGUGAGACCUCAGAGACCCUGCAGAGUCCUGGCUAUGACCCGAGCCGGCCAGAGUCCUUCUUUCAGCAGAAUUUCCAGAGACUCAGCCGCCUGGGUCAUGGCUCCUAUGGAGAAGUCUUCAAGGUGCGCUCCAAGGAAGAUGGGCGACUCUAUGCUGUUAAGCGCUCCAUGUCGCCAUUCCGAGGCCCCAAAGACCGGACUCGAAAGCUGGCUGAGGUAGGCGGCCACGAGAAGGUGGGGCAGCACCCACACUGCGUGAGACUGGAGCGGGCCUGGGAGGAGGGUGGCAUCCUAUACCUGCAGACAGAGCUCUGCGGGCCCAGCCUGCAGCAACACUGUGAAGCCUGGGGGGCCAGCCUGCCAGAGACCCAGGUCUGGGGCUACUUACGGGACACUCUGCUGGCUCUGGACCAUCUACAUAGUCAAGGCCUAGUUCACCUUGAUGUCAAGCCUGCCAACAUCUUCUUGGGCCCCCGGGGCCGCUGCAAGCUGGGCGACUUUGGACUACUGGUAGAGCUGGGUUCAGCCGGUGCUGGCGAGGCCCAGGAGGGAGAUCCUCGCUACAUGGCCCCAGAACUGCUUCAGGGUACCUAUGGCACAGCAGCAGAUGUGUUCAGUCUGGGUCUCACCAUCUUGGAAGUUGCCUGCAACAUGGAACUGCCCCAUGGUGGGGAGGGCUGGCAGCAGCUGCGCCAGGGAUACUUGCCCCCUGAGUUCACUGCUGGUCUGUCUUCUGAGCUGCGUUCUGUCCUCACCAUGAUGCUGGAGCCUGACCCCCAGCUUCGAGCCACAGCUGAGGCCCUGCUAUCCUUGCCCAUGCUGAGGCAGCCACGCCCCUGGAAUGUUGUGUGGUAUAUGGCUGCAGAAGCCCUGAGCCGAGGUUGGGCCCUGUGGCAGGCCCUGGUCACUCUGCUCUGCUGGCUCUGGCAUGGCCUGGUUCAUCCUGCCAGUUGGCUGCAGCCUCCAGGCCCACCAGCCACACCACCUGGCUCUCCACCUUGCAGCCCCCUCCUGGAUAGCACCCUCUCCAGCAGCUGGAAUGAUGACAGCAUAGGUCCCUCACUCUCUCCAGAGACCAUGCUGUCCCGGAUCACCAGGAGAACCUCCACCCCUCGGGGCAGGUACACACCAAGGGAUGCCCUGGACCUAACUGAUAUGGACACAGAGCCUCCAAGAGGUCCCUGCCCCGCCUUUGAGCCAAGGAACCUCCUCAGCCUGUUUGAGGACUCCCUAGACCCAGCCUGAGCCACAGGCCCAGCCAG
Messenger RNA from Arvicanthis niloticus (Nile rat), 1561 nucleotides. RefSeq names its product protein kinase, membrane associated tyrosine/threonine 1 (gene Pkmyt1). Gene Ontology annotation, cellular component: cytoplasm; membrane; nucleus. The record is from RefSeq and is a predicted model, not a curated record. Lineage: Eukaryota; Metazoa; Chordata; Mammalia; Rodentia; Muridae. Gene Ontology annotation, biological process: protein phosphorylation; negative regulation of G2/MI transition of meiotic cell cycle; meiotic cell cycle. Gene Ontology annotation, molecular function: ATP binding; protein serine/threonine kinase activity.